Manis javanica (Malayan pangolin) is the source of this 1485-nucleotide messenger RNA. It is a transcript of the gene PRR22, whose product is annotated as proline rich 22. The record is from RefSeq and is a predicted model, not a curated record. Lineage: Eukaryota; Metazoa; Chordata; Mammalia; Pholidota; Manidae.
CCAUCAGGCAGACAUCGCUGGCAGACAAGGCAACAGACUAGGCCCAGAACCUGCCCCGCCUAUGUGAGGCCCAUCGCUGGCUGCCUCAUUCUCGCGCCCCCCACCCCUACGGAACCCUGCGAGUGGGUGGGCCCGCAGCCUGGAACCUGUUGCCCAGAGUGACCAAACAGUACUCUGCAGGGCUCAGCCUGUCCUCUGGGUGGGCUUCCUGCACUCCUGCCUGUGCUUCCGUGGCCUGCCUCCCCAUGCAGCCCCCCAAACCCUUCUGCACGCCCACAGCUCCCCAAGAAGGCUUCGGCCCCCAGGGCCUGUGUGGCGGCGCCGAGGGCUCAGGCAGCCAGCCUGCUGCUGCCUGCAUGGAGUCUAUGGGCUCCUCCAACUUGUACCAUCCCCCAAACCUGGAGAAAGAAGGAUUUCUGGGCUCUCCAGCAGGUUUCCAGAUGGCACCCUGUGGGUGCAUCUUUGACCCCCGCGUCUACCAGAUCAAGUGGGUCGACACUGACGUCAGCCAGUUCCCUCUGUACGAGCUGGUGGUAGUCGGUGGCGGGGGGCCAGCUGGGGGCCCUGCCUCGCCGGGCACCCACCUCCUUGAGCCCCAACACCAUCUGAAGGUCUCGCCGCUGCCUCAGCUGUACCCUCGCUACCAGCCAGCGCCUGGGGGCCCCCAGGACCUCAUGCCCUACUUCCCACCCGAGGAGCCCAGGCCAGAGGCCCUGGGCUUUGUGGGGGACGGGGGGCCCCCAGUGUUUAUGGAGCCGCCCCCACCCGUGCUCAUGGAAAGCCUGGGCCCCCCUCCACCCAAGAAGAUAAAGGUGCCCCAGCUGGCCAACACCAUCUCUGCUGAGGCUGAGCUGUCACCCGGCAUCUACGACCGCCUCAAGAACCGCCUCAGCCAGCUGAACGGGACCCCCGAGCCCCCGGCUGUUCCUGUCCAGGAGCCACAGGCCGGCUGCUCCAGUCCGGGCCUGUUGUACCCUCUGGGCCCCGGGGAGCCCGAGGUGGCCGCGGGAGAGGCCCAGAGCCCGGAGGCAGCCAAGGCCUUCCUGCUGCCUGAGCAGGUGCCCCUGGAGGACGUCAUGAGGCUCUUCGACUGCCUGCUGGGUGGUGCCGAGCACGAGGGGACACCAAGCAAGGCCCCCGGGCCAGCCCUGCCCGGCAGCAGUGGGACCGACCCAUCCAGUGACAUCCGCUCGCUGCACUUGCCCGACAAGCUGCUGUCCUUCGACUACAGCGUGCCUGAGGUCCUGGACGCGGUGUCCAGCGUGGACGACCUCUUCAACGUCAAGGCCGUCGGGGAGGAGCCUCUGCCCCACCCCGGGCUGCCGGCUGCCGGCACCGCGCUCGCUGCUCUGCCGCCUGAGCUGCCCAGCAACAGGAAGGCUGGCGCCUCUGCCAAGAAAGGGCGGCCCAGAGGCAAGGCCAGGCAGGCCGCCAGGCCCAGGCACGGCCGGGCCGCCGUCCCCCAUUAAAGCGUAUUUGACUGUA